Messenger RNA from Coregonus sp. 'balchen', 9803 nucleotides. The record is from the annotation of a GenBank genome assembly. Lineage: Eukaryota; Metazoa; Chordata; Actinopteri; Salmoniformes; Salmonidae.
AUGGUGAUAUUUGUGAUGUUUUUUGAAGUGGGGUUUGUUAAGCUGGUUGAUGAAGCCGGAGGGGUAGGUUGAUCCAAACACCAGCUGCUGUGUGAUGUGAACACAAGCGUAAUGGUCUGUUCUAUCAUGCCCUUUCCCUUUUCUGGGAAUUCAAGUGUGAACCAAACCCUUUCUCUCCCUUCCCUUCUUCCUCUGGUUGUAGCAUGUGGCCGUGGGUUUUACAAGUCCUCGUCCCAGGACCUGCAGUGUUCGCGCUGCCCAGCACACAGCUACAACGACCGGGAGGGCUCGUGGCGCUGCGACUGUGAGGACGGCUACUACCGGGCGCUCUCGGACCCAGCCUCUGUGGCCUGCACAAGUAAGUAAUGGAGCAUUGCUAGGUAAAUACAGGAAGGACCUGUCGUAGAGUCUGCAUUUAUGCACCCAUGAACACAUGCUUGCACAUGCACGCGCACACUCAAGCAACCCUUCCAGACCCCCGCUGCCCACACUGAGAAUGUCUGUUCACCAUCCAAUCCACUCCAGAGCCCAUACCAGUCCCCUGCCUCUGCUUCCCAAUAUGUCUUUAUAAUUAUGUUAAUUGACCUGAGUGUGUGUUUUUUCUCUAACCCCCCCACCCCCCCGGCUGGUAGCUAAUGAUCAGAGGAGCAAUUUGCCAUUUCCCAUCUAAAAGAUUGCAAUUACAGUCAACAGCAGCACCCCGUGUCUCCAUUUGUUCUGGUCAAUGUUGCAAUUAUGUGACAGCCAUUGAUGACUUGUUUACACAGGCCAGGGGAUCCAUUUUAGAGGGCGGGGCUAAUUUGCUCCCAAAUCCACUUCUGUUGCUCCCAAACAGGUUGAAUCAUGGGGUGCUUUUACAGGGCAAUCCCCCCCCCCCAAUCAAUGACUGACUCCACAGAGAUGGAGGGAAGGCGAGAGAGAGAGGGAGAGGGAGGGAGAGAGGGGGAGGGAGGGAGAGGACACAGGGACAAUAAAAUUAGGCCUAAUUUAAAGGAAGAGUAGCACAGUCAGGGUGGUACAAGGACUGGGCUAAUAAGGAGAGAUGGAAAAAGCGAACUUCCUCUGUAAAUCUGACAGGCUGAUUUAUCUCAGCGUCUCUCUCUCUCUCUGUCCAUAUUUGUUCUGGCCAGUCUUAAUUCAGUCCUUGACUUGAAACAAGGACAGGACAGACUCUACCUACCUCUUCCCCCUUCCCACCCUCUACCUUCUCCAAUCAGAAACUGGUAGGAAACAAAAAGCCCACAUUUCCACAGUAACCACUCAGAUGAUUUUAUGAAAGACAGAUCCAUUUCUUUCUCCACCAAACCCGUCCUGUGGUUUUACUGUCGGAAGAUGAAAAUAGUAACUUUGCCACUUACAUUGACCAUUUUUAUUUAUUUAUUUCACCUUUAUUUAAGUUAUAUAUUUUUUUGUUAUUUCCUGAUGCCCUCUGUCUGUUCUGAUGUGAAGAAUCACAUAGGUGGAAACAGAGGUAUGAAAUGGCCAUUGGUCAAGUUGUCUAUUUAAUAGAUUCCACUGUUUAUCUACAUAAAGACAUGCUACGGAACUUUGGCGACUACUAAAUAUAUUUUGAAACAUCCCACUUUGGGCUGGAUGUUUCAAUGUGUAGUUCAUACAUGCAUGAUUACUGUCUUACCUCAAUUAGCCACAAUGGUGAGAUGGCGCCGGAGAAGAUGGCUGCCGUUUUACAGCCCUCUAACCAAUUGUACUAUUAUGUGUGUUUUUUCGUGUUAUUUGUAAUUUAUUCUGUACAUAAUGUUUCUGCCAUCGUCUCUUAUAACCAAAAAGAGCUUCUGGAUAUCAGGACAGCGAUUACUCACCUCGUAUUGGACAAAGAUUUUUUCUUCAACGAGUCGGACGCGAAGGAUAUCCUACAGACACCCGACAAGGCCCAAAUCCCUGUCAUUCGCAGGAGAAAGAGACCGAGAUAUCGUGGACGUAGGUCGGGGUGCCUUGUAAGGAUUCGACGGCAAGUGAUGUAAACUGCCUCUUCCAUCAAUUCUAUUAGCCAAUGUUCAAUCAUUUGAAAAUAAAUUAGAUGACCUAAGAUUAUGGUUAUCCUACCAACGGGACAUUAAAAACUGUCAUAUCUUAUGUUUCACCGAGUCGUGGCUGAACGACGACAUGGACAACAUACGCUACAUCGACAGGAUAGAACGGCAGACUCCGGUAAGACAAGGGGUGGCGGUCUGUGUAUAUUUGUAAACAACAGCUGGUGCACAAAAUCAAAUACUAAGGAAGUCUCUAGGUUUUGCUCGCCUGAGGUAGAGUAUUUUAUGAUAAGCUGUAGACCACACUAUUUACCAAGAGAGUUUUCAUCUAUAUUUUUCAUAGCUGUCUAUUUACCACCACAAUCCAAUGCUGGCAUUAAGAUUGCACUCAAUGAGCUGUAUAAGGCCAUAAGUAAACAGGAAAACGCUCAUCCAGAGGCAGCGCUCCUAGUGGCCGGGGACUUUAAUUCUACCUCAUUUCUACCAGCAUGUUAAAUGUGCAACCAGAGGAAAAAAAACUCUAGACCACCUUUACUCCACACACAGAGACGCAUACAAAGCUCUCCCUUGCCCUCCAUUUGGCAAAUCUGACCAUAACUCUAUCCUCCAGAUUCCUGCUUCUAAGCAAAAACUAAAGCAGGAAGCAUCAGUGACUCGGGUAAUAAAAAAGUAGUCAGAUGACGCAGAUGUUAAGCUACAGGACUGUUUUGCUAGCAAAGACUGAAACAUGUUCCAGGAUUUUUCAGAUAGCAUUGAGGAGUACACCACAUCAGUCACUGGCUUCAUCAAUAAGUGCAUCGAUGACAUCGUCCCCACAGUGACCAUACGUACAUACCCCAACCAGAAGCCAUGGAUUACAGGCAACAUCUGCACUGAGCUAAAGGGUAGAGCUGCCGCUUUCAAGGAGCGGGACUCUAACCCGGAUGCUUAUAAGAAAUCCCGCUAUGCCCUCCGACGAACCAUCAAACAGGCAAAGAGUCAAUACAGGACUAAGAUUGAAUCAUACUACACCGGCUCUGACGCUCGUCGGAUGUGGCAGGGCUUGAAAACUAUUACACACUACAAAGGGAAGCACAGCCAUGAGCUGCCCAGUGACACAAGCCUACCAGACGAGCUAAACCACUUCUAUGCAAGCAACACUGAAGCAUGCAUGAGAGCACCAGCUGUUCCGGAUGACUAUGUGAUCACGCUCUCCGUAGCCGAUGUGAGUAAGACAUUUAAGCAGGUCAACAUUCACAAGGCCGCAGGGCCUGACGGAUUACCAGGACGUGUACUCCGAGCAUGUGCUGACGAACUGGCAAGUGUCUUCACUGACAUUUUCAACAUGUCCCUGACUGAGUCUGUAAUACCAACAUGUUUCAAGCAGACCACCAUAGUCCCCGUUCCCAAGGACACAAAGAUAACCUGCCUAAAUGACUACCGACCCGUAGCACUGAUGUCUGUAGCCAUGAAGUGCUUUGAAAGGCUGGUCAUGGCUCACAUCAACACCAUUAUCCCAGAAACGCUAGACCCACUCCAAUUUACAUACCGCCCCAACAGAUCCACAGAUGAUGCAAUCUCCAUUGCACUCCACACUGCCCUUUCCCACCUGGACAAGAGGAACACCUAUGUGAGAAUGCUAUUCAUUGACUACAGCUCAGCGUUCAACACCAUAGUGCCCUCAAAGCUCAUCACUAAGCUAAGGAUCCUGGCACUAAACACCUCCCUCUGCAACUGGAUCCUGGACUUCCUGACGGGCCGCCCCCAGGUGGUAAGGGUAGGUAACAACACAUCUGCCACUCUGAUCCUCAACACGGGGGCCCCUCAGGGGUGCGUGCUCAGUACCCUCCUGUACUCCCUGUUCACCCAUGACUGCAUGACCAGGCAUGACUCCAAUACCACAACAGUGGUAGGCCUGAUCACUGACAACGAUGAGACAGCCUAUAGGGAGGAGGUCAGAGACCUGGCCGUGUGGUGCCAGUAUAACAACCUCUUCCUCAACGUGACCAAGACAAAGGAGAUGAUUGUGGACUACAGGAAAAAAAAGAGGACUGAGCACGCCCCCAUUCUCAUCGACUGGGCUGUAGUGGAACAGGUUGAGAGCUUCAAGUUCCUUGGUGUCCACAUCACCAACGAACUAUCAUGGUCCAAACACACCAAGACAGUCGUGAAGAGGGCACAACAAAGCCUAUUCCCCCUCAGGAGACUGAAAAGAUUUGGCAUGGAUCCUCAGAUCCUCAAAAAGUUAUACAGCUGCACCAUCGAGAGCAUCCUGACUGGUUGCAUCACCACCUGGUAUGGCAACUGCUCGGCCUCCGACCGCAAGGCACUACAGAGGGUAGUGCUUACGGCCCAGUACAUCACUGGGGCCAAGCUUCCUGCCAUCCAGGACCUCUAUACCAGGCGGUGUCAGAGGAAGGCCCUCAAAAUUGUCAAAGACUCCAGCCACCCUAGUCAUAGACUGUUCCCUCUGCUAUCGCACGGCAAGCGGUACCGGAGCGCCAAGUCUAGGUCCAAAAGGCUUCUCAACAGCUUCUACCCCCAAGCCAUAAGACUCCUGAACAGCUAAUCAUGGCUACCCGGACUAUUUGCACUGCCCCCCCACCCCCACCCCAUAUUUUUACGCUGCUGCUACUCUGUUAAUUAUUUAUGCAUAGUCACUUUAACUCUACCCACAUGUACAUAUUACCUCAACUACCUCAACUAGCCGGUGCCCCCGCACAUUGACUCUGCACCGGUAUCCCCCCUGUAUAUAGCCUCCCUACUGUUAUUUUAUUUUACUUCUGCUCUUUUUUUCUCAACACUUUUUUGUUGUUGUUGUUUUAUUUUAUUUUUUUAUAAAAAAAUAAAUGCAUUGUUGGUUAAGGGCUGUAAGUAAGCAUUUCACGGUAAUGUCUACACCUGUUGUAUUCGGCGCAUGUGAUUUGAUUUGAUUUGAAAUCCCUAGUUUGAAAGCGACUAUUUUUGUAGAAUGUGUGCUGCGCCAUUUUCCCUACAUUUUCCCCCAUGUGGGCCAGCCUUUGUGGGGUCUGGUCUGGUCUGGUCGGGGUAGAAUUCAAUAGUAAUUGAAAGUGAAUUUACAUUGCUUGAGUAAACAACUUGAUUGACAGAUUUUUAAAUGGGCGCUUGUAAACCACCCUAUCUUAGGCUCUGUACAAACAGAGAGACAGAUCUCUGCAGCACAUGGAUUAGGAAUGUCUUUAUGAGACUAAGAUUGGACGAAGGGGAAGAUAAAGAUUAAACAUGGAUAUGUUGGGAGAGGUAAUUCACUGCAACAGGCAAAAACGGAAAUUAAGACACUAGUUUUGAAAAGGCGUCGGACAAUAUAUUUUCCAUUAUCAUUGUUGCAAAUAUUGCGUGUUGAGAGAGAAGGGAAAAUACAUUGUAUGAUAUUGUUUUUCCAAUAUUUGCUCACUCCAUUCUUAUGCAAAGCCAGGAGAUAAUGAGAAAUAUAUGAGGAUGGCACUGCAGGAAGGCUGGGAGCAUUUUUCAAGAAGCGGAGCAAAGCCUUGAAGCUGCUGACAGGUUGGGGAGUGGGCAUCAAUCAUGUGACAGCUGUGAGCAGUGCUGGUGCUAGCAGGGUCUGAAAAGGGCAGUUUUGAGCAGCCAUCUCCCCCCUUCCUCCCCUCUCCCCCCUCUCGCCCCCGUCGUCCCACUCAAAUUUGCCACCUCAACAAGUUGACAUCUCACAGAGAGGGAGAAGGAGAGGGGAGCAGAGGGGAAAGAACGAGAAAUGCGAGAAAGAAGAGAGAAGAGAGAGAGAGAGAGGAUGAGAGAGAGCUAGAGAAAUAGAGAGAGACAUGAGAGAGAGAGCAGAAUCUCCUAAUCCUUCCCCCCUCUUAUACGCUGACUCCAUAGAUCUAUAGAGACCGGGGAGAGAGAGAGGAGAGAAAGAAGAGAGAGGAGCAGACUCUAGAGAGAGACAGAGAGAGAGAGAGAGAGGAGAGAGAAGAGACCAGAGAGAGAGAGGCAGAGAGAGGAGAGAGAAGAGGUGAGGAAUAGAGAAGAGAGGAGAAAUGAUGGGAGAUCUUGUAUGAUUCCAGCCUGUAGUUGCUAGGGGACGGUUGGGGUCCAGUCCCUUUCCUCCUCCUAUCACGGCCUCCCUCUCUUCCACAUGGCUUCACUCAACCAGGUUUUAAACCACCCAGGUCAAAGGUCAUGACACAUGUUUGUAGAUGAAGGAUUAGUGCUUGGCUGAUUUGAAUACCAUUCACCCCCAGCCUCCCCUCUCCCUCCAUCCCUCCAAUUAGUGUGCAGCCCCCUAAUAGAGCAGUGGAGGGCUGAGACGGCCAAGAGCACCUCUCUCCUUUAGCUCUGCUCUCUCUCACAGCAGAUCAGCACAUCAGUCUUUUCUCCUAAGCCCUCUGACUAACUCAGGUCUCUCAGCUCUACACAGAGAGACAGGCUCAGGAAGAUUACCUAAUUAUCUACUAACUAUUGCUAUUAACCAAAAGAGUCAGCCAUCUUGGUUUAUGCAAUAUCAUUCAGUUAAAAUGGUCAAUUUGAUUCAGUUGACGCGUGAAUGUGCUGUCAGAGGCGGUUAUUCAUCACCGAUAUCACAGGUUCACCCAGUUUCUGGAGAAUCAGCUGUAUUACGCUAUAAGAAGGAGGUGACAGGACACAUUCACCCACACACAGACACGCACACACACACACACGUGCACACACAAUGCGGCAUUGGAAGGAAGAAGCUAGCAUGUGAUUGAGACAUCUCAGACUCUGAGGGCUAUGGAAGACUAAUCCGUGAAAUGAAACUUCACUGGUAGGAGGGGGAGAGAGGGGAAAGCAUAAAGAGAUAAGACAGAGAGAGGAGAGGAGUGAGAGACGGAAAAAGAGAGAGAGAGAGAGAGAGGGAGGGCGGCAAGCCCUUGAGCUACGAGGAUCAGCAGACAGACAUCGGAGGCUCAGGAUGUCGCUCUCCGAGCUGCAGGUAAGGCAGGGGGAGGACAGUGUCACCUCACCUUACAGAGGCAGGGAGAGAACUGUGCAGUGGCGGGGAACAAAGCCAACCCAGGGAACAGGAAGCACAAUGUCUAGCCUAGGACAGUGAGGGGAAGCUUGCACUCACUGUAUUCCAUGUCCGCAAAACUAGAACAAAACACAGGCCACUCAAAUCCAUUCUAAUUCAAUAUCCUCCUCCAGCUGUUAUCUCUGAAAUCACUGCCCUGAUCUUUGUCACCUGAGACCCAAUGAGAGUGGCUGAGUAAAUAAAACAAGCUAUAGUCUGUUGGUAACCGUGACCAUGGUAAUGCAAUACAAACAGACCCCUGAAAGAUGAGUGUGUGUGUGUGUGUGUGUGUGUGUGUGUGUGUGUGUGUGUGUGUGUGUGUGUGUGUGUGUGUGUGUGUGUGUGUGUGUUUGUGCAUGCACAUGUGUGUGUAUGUGUGUGACUCUCGCUCUUUGUCCCUGAAGAGGAUUAAAGGAGUAGUUCACUAUUUUACAACUUGAUGUUAGGAUGGUUCCUCACUCUGAAAGUAGUCUAUGGGCCAGGAGAAACUGGAAUCCAUGGUUCAGUUCUCUUUAAACAGCCACUGCUAACUUUAGCCACCACAAGCUUACAAUCAAUGGGAGUGAUGGGUGCAUGUGAGCAUGUAAAAAAAUAAAUAGCCAAAUCACCUUUAAGUAACAUCAAACAAAAUAUGGAGUUGAUUUGAAUUGAUUUCAGGUGAUUUGAACAUAAUUUUUAAAAACAUGCUCACAUGCCCCCAUCACUUCCAUUGAUUGUUAGCUUGUGGUGGCUAAGGUUAGCUGACAUUUGUAGUGGCUGUUUAAAGAAGACUGAACCCUGGAUUACAUUUUCUCUUGGCCCAUAGACUACUUUCAGGGUGAGGAACAAUCUAACAUCAAGUUGUAAAAUAGUGAACUACUCCUUUAUUAGCGCAGGUCGAGUGUAGGUGACAGUGCUGAAGUCGUGCCUUGGCGCUAGCUAGAGAGUCGUGCCAUCUCUUCUCUUCAGCUGCCACACGUCUCUUUCAUCUCCAGAGCCCAGAGUAUCAACGGCACAGUCUCAUAAUGUCCCUCUGUAGCCAUGAAUAUGGAUGGCUCUGUUCUGCCUGCAUCAUUCUUCCUAAUGGGAGGAAUUAGGAAAAUAACCUAAUGUGCAGUGUUAAUGACUCAGACGAUUGUAAGUUUCGCUCUAUGCAUAUGUAUUACCUAUUUGUAAAUACUUUUGUCUAAUUAAAUGGGCUGAGAAGCUCUAGGUUCACUAGAGGAAAAAAUGUGGAUGAAAAGGGAGUCGUUUAGUAUUUCAGAGGGAAAUUAAAGAUGCUUUUAAAAACGCCCAUGAACAAAGAAUACAAGUCAUAAUCUAUAGUGCAUUAAAAGGGAUAUAGAAUGAGCACUCAAUUGCAGCCAUACAGUAUAUAAACAUCUGGGUCAUAAAAACAAGGGCUGGAAUUUGAAUGAUAAAAGCAGCAAUUUGUAAAUCAUUGUUUUUAUGAGAAGUGUAUAAUUCUUUGCCAUUGUUCAGAGGACAAUGGUUUGUGUUCUAGUGCAGUCUGGGGGAUUUAUGGAACUAGUGGUUAGUGUGCUUCCAGUGAUAUUCUAUAUAGAGGCUAUUGUGGGGCGAUAACUCAGAUUUAAUCUCACUUGUAAAUUCUGGGGCAAUUUUUCAAAAACAUAAACUUUAAGUGUCUUGUCUCCGCGAUUCAUUGGGAAGGAAACCCUUUGUCUCACACUGGGAUAAUUGUAUUUUGGGAAGGACAGAGGGAGAGCUAAUAAAGCCUCAUAUCUGCCUCCCUCUGAUCCUCUGUUCAGGAUGAAUAAUUCUACAUUGGAAUGACAUCUCAAUCAUUUCAAAACUAGAUAUUCCUACCAAUGUCACAUUUCUGAUAUAUAUUCCAUGUUUGAAUGUUAACGACAAUUUGUGAAUUGUGAAUGCAUGACCAUUAAAUGAACAGAACGGGCAUCCGAAAAGCACCUACCUUCACCUUCCAUGAACCAUUCAUACCUUUAAACAUGUACCUGUCACACUCGAAAGGCAAUACUAUUACACAACUGACAUUACAAUUGCCAAUACUUAACACGUUAACAUUCGUAUUUAGCAUGUACAGCAUCAAAUCAGAGUCGUAGGAAUGCAAUCAUUAUGCAUUAUAAUAGUCCCCAUGAGUUGUUUCAGUUUCAUAGCCUACUCCUCAUUGACCUUGGCUUUGCUGGUAUUUGACUUCCUCUCUGCGUACCUGCACUAGUUUUGUGUGUCGGUGUGUGGCUCAAGGGGUCAUAGCUGGCAUGUCCCGUGGCAGUCAGUCUAAGAGGACAGAGCAGAACAGUGAACCAUAGAUCCAGUCAGUGCACACACACAGUCUGCUGUCACUUUCCCUCCCUGGCACUCUGUUAUUUAACUCUCCUUCCUCUCCCUCCUUCCCUCCUCUCCCUCUUUUUCUGCCUCCCGCCCUGACAGGACCUCCCUCGGCGCCACAGAACCUGGUCUAUAACAUCAACCAGACCACGGUCAGCCUGGAGUGGAGCCCGCCGGCCGACACGGGUGGCCGCAACGACGUCACCUACAGGAUUAUGUGCCGGCGCUGCAGCUGGGAGCCGGAGGAGUGCAUGCCGUGCGGGGGGAACGUGGGAUACUCCCCCCAACAGGCGGGAUUAGUGGACACCUACGUGAGCGUGGUGGACCUGCUGGCCCACGCCAACUACACCUUCGAGGUUGAGGCAGUCAACGGGGUAUCUGACCUCAGCCGCACCCAGAGGCUGUUCGCCGCAGUCAGCAUCGCCACCAGUCAAGCAGGUAAGGAAUCUGAUUGGCUCAUAGAGAUAAAAUAUAAUGUUCUGUUUAAUUCUGUGGUUUGGCUAGAUUCUAGAACAAGGGUCCUGCAUCCUAACUGA